AUGACAAAGUACACCAUCUCCGGCGAGGCAACUCGUAUCCUAAACGACGUCUUACUCAACGACCCUGGACUCAACCUCCCACCUUCUUUCAAAGACGCGGCCAAGAAAGUCGAGUUCGUCGCAGACGACGACAAGCCGUUCGUGCUCACCCCGUUGAAGAUUACAGAGUCAUGCGCCUCCCUCACAGCCCUCCUCGCCACCGCGGCCAACGUCGCCGCUGCAGAGCGGUAUGGCAUUGAGCUCCAGGAUGUCCAGGUGAACACCGACGUCGCGACCCUGUUCUUGGCAUCCGUCUUGCUCCCCACCAUCGGCGGCAAGUCGUUCGUGCAGCACCCCAAGAUGGCGGAGGAGCUUUCCAAGAUGGAUCUUCAUCGGAUGUCCGAUCCCAUCAGACGGUUCGCCACCAACGUGUACAAGACAAAAGACGGCCGCUGGUAUCAACUGCACGGAUCCAUGAACGCCGAGCCCACGAUGAGGAUGAUGGGUGUCAGCGAUGUCGACGUGAGCCCCGAAGAGGCCAUCAAAAUCUACGCCGACAAGGUCGCUCAGUGGGAUUCCGAGGAAAUCGAACGGACCGCCAACGAGCAGCACAAGCAAGCCGGUGUGAUCUGCUACACGCCAGACGAGUUCUUCAGCAGCGAGCAUGGCAACAUCAUGUCAAAGGAGCCUUUGUGGAGUGCGACCAGAGUCCCGGCACCGCGAAAAGAGUGGCCACGGACAAAGGACAAUGCUGACUUCAAGCCUCUCGCCGGCAUCAAAAUCAUCGACUUCUCUCGCGUUAUCGCGGCUCCGGCGGUCUCCAAGCUCCUAAGCCUCCUCGGGGCUGAUGUCCUUCGGGUUUCCUGCGACAAGCUGCCCGAGUACGCCCCAACAAUGGUGGACCUCCAGACCGGAAAGAGGGACACCAACCUUGACCUGAAAACCGACGAGGGAAUAAGCGCGUUUGCAGAGCUGGUGAAGGGCGCCGACAUUCUUGUAGACGGGUACCGCCCUAGUGUCUUGGAGAGACUCGGAUUCGACAGUGCCACGCUGCGCAAGCUCAGCCCCAGUCUCAUCUACAUACGGGAGAACUGCUACGGCUUCAAGGGCCCGCUCGCCCAUCGAUCUGGGUGGCAACAGAUCAGCGAUUGCUUGGUAGGCUUGUCCUACCUGCAGGGCAAGUUCCUCGGGCUCGACGAGGCUGUAGUGCCACUGCUUCCCAACUCGGACUACCAAACUGGACUAGUGGGCGCUACGGCUGCCGUCCAAGCCUUGCUGGCGCGCACGAAGGAGGAUGUCACUUUUGAUAUCGACAUCAGCCUGACUCAGUACAACAUCUGGUAUUAUCAGCUCGGACUAUAUUCCGAAGACCAACAGCGGGAGCUACGAGCGAGGGACCCUCAGUUCCUCCCGCGUCAUUGCGAUGACAUGAACGUUCUUGUUGGGAAAACGCACGCGUCUUGGCAAAAGGUUCGUCCGGAUCUCUUCACCCAUCCGGAGUACUUCUGGGACAUGUCCGGGAAAGAGUACGGGCUUGAACACAACAUCAAAGUUCUGGCACCUGCAUUCAAAUUCUCAUCAACCACCCUCGCAUGGGAGGUGCCGACUGGAAGGAGAGGACGAUCAAAGCCUGAAUGGGUGUCUUAGU
Molecule: messenger RNA, 1627 nt
Organism: Colletotrichum destructivum
Lineage: Eukaryota; Fungi; Ascomycota; Sordariomycetes; Glomerellales; Glomerellaceae
Product: Putative CoA-transferase family III
Exons: 2
Coding region: 1-1626 (541 amino acids)
Molecular function (GO): catalytic activity
Source: RefSeq, a predicted model, not a curated record